Molecule: messenger RNA, 5439 nt
Organism: Petromyzon marinus (sea lamprey)
Lineage: Eukaryota; Metazoa; Chordata; Hyperoartia; Petromyzontiformes; Petromyzontidae
Product: zinc finger and BTB domain-containing protein 18
Biological process (GO): regulation of transcription by RNA polymerase II
Cellular component (GO): nucleus
Molecular function (GO): protein binding; DNA-binding transcription factor activity, RNA polymerase II-specific
Source: RefSeq, a predicted model, not a curated record
AGACAGACACACAGACACACACACAGACACACAGACAGACACACAGACACACACGAGCCGCGUGCACACACCCAACGCUUGCCACGCUGCGGGCUCCGCGGGUCGCGCGCGGCGGGGGGUUCCGAGUGCGCGGUGCCAUAUGGCGGGGGAGGCGGCGCGCAGCUGGAGGAGAGCAUUCCCGGGCAGGGGAGCCGUGAUGUCAGAGCAGCUGCCAGCCAGACUCGCUGCUGCUGCUGCUGCCGCUGCCUCCUCCUCCUCCUGCUGCUGCUGCUGCCGCCGCCGCUGCUGCUUCUGCUACUGCCGCCGCUUAUUCUACACAAGCAGCAGCAGCAGCACGCCGGUUGCCUCGGCGCUCUGUGAACGCUGCAUCGACACUCUUCUAUCUGCUGCUGCAGCUGCUGCUGUUGAGACUGCGGCUGCUGCUGCUGCUGCUGCGUUAUCGCGACUCGGGCCGGGCCGGAGGAGAGAGGCGGAGGGGAGAAGGAGCGACUGCAGCAGCCGCCAGGAUCAGCCCGUGAUGCUGGUCCCGCGAUGGAGUUCCCGGAGCACAGCCGCCAGCUGCUCCAGUGCCUGAGCCGCCAGCGCUUGCAGGGCUUCCUGUGCGACUGCACCGUGCUCGUGGGCGGCUCCGAGUUCCGAGCGCACCGUGCCGUGCUCGCCUCCUGCAGCGGGUACUUCCACCUCUUCUACCGCGACGAGAGGCCCCGACGUAGCUUCCGCGACCACGUCGGCCUCCGAGGCCGGGAGAGGGGGGAGGAGGAGCAGGAGGAGGAGGAGACGGCGGGCGACGCGGCGGAGGCGACGGCGGCGUCGAUCUCCGGGGGGGUCCCAAGGCCCCCCGCGGAGUCUGCGGGGCUCGUGGUGCGGCUGAAUGGGGACGCGGUGACGGCGCCCGCGUUCAGGGCACUGCUCGAGUUCAUGUACGAGGGCCGCCUGCGCGUGGACGGGCUGCCCGUGGAGGACGUGCUGGCCGCCGCCAGCUACCUACACAUGUACGACAUCGUCAAGGUGUGCAAGCAGAGGCUCCGAGGACGUGGCGACGGGGUCGGGGUCGGUGUCCCUGCGCCAGAGCGGUGCCCCCGGCCGUGUCUGGAGAACAUCUGCGUGAAGAUAGAGGCGGGGGAGGAGGAGGAGGAGGAGGUGGUGGCGGCUGUGUGCAAUGAGGGCGUGAGCAGCGUGCGAAGCGUCGCCGAGGGUGGCUCUCACGGCGGUGGCAGCCGGCUGGCGGUGAGGGCAGCACCGUACGGCGCGGCAGCUGGGAAAACAGCGUCAACGGCUCCAUUGUUGUGUGGCGGCUCUGGCAUCUCAAUUAAGGGCCUCGGUGAGAGCGCGCUCGACCUGUCAGUCAAGCCGGCAUCUGCGGCGGCGAGGGCGUGCGACCCCGACCUCCCGGGGCACACGGGCCUAGGUGAAAGGGAAGCGGCUGCCGCUGCAGCUGUCACAGCUGCUGCCGCUGCCGCCGCUGUUGUCUCGACGAAGGGCCUCCCGCCGCAGGAGGAGCGAGGAGGAGAUUGCGACGAGGAGAUGUGCGACGCGGACGAGGACCCAGCGAGGAGAGCGGACGACCUCGUGAGCAACUCGUCGCACCGCUCCAGCGGCGUGAGCUGCGAGCUCUCGGAGAAGGUUCCCUCGACCUCCAGCGAGCUGGACCACGAGGACGUGGGCAGCUCGGACGAGGGCAUGGAGCCAGAGAUGAAGCCGCCCGCGUCCCUGGGCCACUUUCGCUUCAAGGACGAGGCGCUGCUGCCCUUGUCGCUGCACGAGGGCGGCAGCCCGCUGCUGGGCUCGGCGGGGUUGGUGUUCGCCUGCCCCCUGUGCGGCCAGGCCAUGCCGUGCCCCCAGGCUCUGCAGAUCCACCUCAGCCUGCACUUCAGCGAGCGCCGCGCGGAGCCCAAGGUGGAACGCGUGGCGGGCCACCGCGGCCCGCACGGCCUGCGGCCCCACGGCAACGGCAAGGUCAAGCCGCCCCUGCCGCCGCCCCUGCCGCCGCCACUGUCGGGUGCGUGUCCCGGCGGCACGGCGCUGUUCGGGCCGGGGCCCGUGGGGAUCGCGGAGGCCUCGCCGCCGGCCCUCGGCGGGGCCGAAGGGGACGUGCCCACGUGCGCCACGUGCGGGAAGACGUUCUCGUGCGCGUACACGCUGCGGCGGCACGAGCGCACGCACUCGGGCGAGAAGCCCUACACGUGCGCCACGUGCGGCAAGAGCUUCCAGUACUCGCACAACCUGACGCGCCACGCCGUCGUGCACACGCGCGAGAAGCCGCACGCCUGCAAGUGGUGCGAGCGGCGCUUCACGCAGUCGGGGGACCUGUACCGGCACAUGCGCAAAUUCCACGGCGGCCUCGCGGGCUCCGUGGCUGCGCAGUGAACUCGCCGAUGCCUCCCCGUCUCUCCGUGCGUGACCCGCGACACGCGACACGCGCAGCGGCGGUGGCGGUGGCGGCCCCCGUUGCUCCGUUGCCCUGCACUUCUCGCCGGUGAUCGUUGCCGAGAUGACUCCGCGCGGGGGCCGUGGGUUUGGCCCCAAAGUGAAAAGCGAACGCAGAGUGUGAAAGUGGGCUGGGUUAAGACGCCUGAAGUGAGGUGACGGGGGUGGGGAGGAGGGUAUAGGUAAGGUCAAGGUGGCAGAUAGUGAGCUGGUCGGGUUGGAUGGUACGUUAGAGUUAGGGAUAGUCUUUAGUGUGGUUGAUGUUAGGGGUUGUCUUGUAGGCUAGGUAGCUAGUCUGUUACUGAUAUGAUUAGGGCUAGGGUCUGGUUGAAAAGUGUAGUUAGAGCAAGGGCUGCUCUUCAGGGUUAGAGUUUGGGUGGUUGUCGCCCUCGCCCCAUGUAGCUCGCCUGUCACUUUCGGGGCGUCAAGUGCCCCCUCCACCCCCCCCCCCCCCCCAGUGCUGGCGUUGAAACCCAGAGGGCAUUCAUCAGCAGUGCUGGGCCCUGCGUGCAGCAGCCAACGUCUGCACCUGCGCAGAGCGUGCAGACGGACACGAGGCGCGGAGGCCACGACUCGCUCCAUAUUUUGUUUACGUCCACACGUGUACAGGUCAUUAACCCAGCCCACUGCCGAACACAAGCUCCACACCUGGGCAGCGUGAGUCUGCUGAUGCGGGCACUGCCGGGAAAUUAACCUUUUAUUUUGUUGUUGUUCAAAUCCGUACGGCUGUACGUGGCGGGACUCUGUGUGAAGAGAACAAAGGACUAAUCACUCACCGGAACACACGCUUCACACUCGAACACCCCCCCCCCCACCCCAUCCCUUCACACACUCGCGUGAUUUUUGAGUAAACCUAACAGGUAUAGAACACUGUCUUUAAAUAUAUAAUAUAUAUUGAUAUUACACAAAAAGCGUCGCUCUGAGACGUUUUACGAGACUGAGAAGAUAGAGUGAAUAAUUAAUUAUGCAUAUUAAUCAUAUGCGGUGUGAGAACAAGCGCAAAGUCUGGUGGCGGGAGUUCAGUGACACGUGGCUGUGACUGCUGCUACUACUCGUGUACCUGUAUAGUCAGCCUUUCCUCAAAAGAGCACUAUGAAUUGAACACACAUACACAGAAGAGAAUAUAACUCACACUAUAAGAAGGCUUCCAGAAAGCGAAGUGAGAAAGAUAUUUUUUUUAAACCCCACGAAUUAUGUUUUAUUUAAUAACCGCAACACACAAAAAACGAACAUUAAAAAUAUAUAUAAUAACCCCAAUUACUCCCAAGACUUUGUCCCCAAAAAUGCAAUGUCGCUGUUUGCUGUUGUGUAAGUUGCUCUAGAAAUGCAAACUACGCGUUUCUCUGACUGGUUUCCAAUUUGGGGGGUAGGGGGAUCAUUACCUCCUUCCGCCCCCCACUUAAACACAAUUUUUAUUCAUCGCUCUAAAUGUCAGUAUUCAAGGGGGUGGGGGGGGGGGGCAGGGGGUGUGUAAACACAUAAACCUGCAGGCCAUUCGUCAAAUCACACUUUGCCGGAUGAGGGUCUUGGCGGUUGUUUUGUGUUACCAUACUUCACCACGCUGGUCAAUGCGGAGAGCGUAGAACACAAUUGGCGGUCUUCUUUGCGCUGCCCUCUGCCGCACGCUACGUGGCCACGCAACCGCUGCCUACGAAGACCAAGCCAAGCAACUAAACCAUGCUCCAGCCUGCGUAGCUUCCGAGUUCAGGUGCAUUCCGGGAAGAAAACAAAAAAAAAUCCCAUCACGUGUAAUGUAAACAUGUCGUAAGUGGUGGGGUGGGGUGGGUUGGGGGUAUUUUAAAAGGAAGGUUACACUUUAAAAGGAAGGUAUAGACUCCUAAUUGAUUCUCCCAACAGAUUUUACGCGAAUAAAAAUCACAACUUAUUCGUGCCAACACGUUGGAAGAAGACCCCCCCCCUAAUUGGAAAGCCAGUGUUGGAAGAAGGCCCCCCUAAUUGGAAAGCCAGUGUUGGAAGAAGACCCCCCUAAUUGGAAAGCCAGUGUCUGACCACGCGCGCGCGCGCGCACACACAGUCACCGUUCACAGCUUGAAUGCGGCUGACGUCCACCCUGACCGCUGUGCCUGACUUCACGGAGCUCGGAGUUUACCUGCCCUGUGCCCUCUUCCCCGUGCAUUACGCGUCUUCUUGUGUAUCAGAUAAUUAUAACGUGUGGGGGAGCGGUGGUGUAGCGGUUAGCGCGCCGCGCCAAGACCCGCCGACCCGAGUUUGAUUCCCGCUCACGGCAAACUACCGGUGACGAUUAUCCAAACCGGUCCUGGGCCUCCCGUAGGUCGACUCAGUCUCAAAUUAGCGCCUGGUGCGGUGUGUAAAACAUCGCCAAUCGGAGGAUGAAUGUGGCAGGACAAGGUUGUUGUUCACCCACCCCUUCUCCAUGUGCCGGCCUUCAUAGGUGCUCGCUAACAGCACUUACCCCAACAGUCUGUGAAAGGCUAUAAGGGGGUUAUUUGGUAUUGUGUAAAAGCGACGGGGCAGGUGCCACCUUCCCAGCGAUAUCUGCUUCAGCGCGCCAGCCUUGAACAAUCGAUUGGUGUCGUUCGUAUUGACCCGAGAUUCUUUAAGCGCGAUGCACAGGCGAUGCACAGGAGAUGCACAGGACACACAGAUAUAUAUUUGGAAUUUGUACGAAAAUUUUAGGACAAUCUCAAACGCAAGUUGCUGGUUGUUCCGGGUUUCAGAUUUGUACAUUUCCCCCCCCCCCCCCCCCCCCCACAUUUGCAGGAGAAGUUUGAUAUUCGCAAGGCAUCGUUUUUUCGCUCUUUUCCCGCGUUGUAAAUCACUCGGCCCUGCCAAUGCCGGUGUAUUGAUUGUUUUGAAUGCCGGGGCAAUAAUACACGUGGCAUUUGCUGUCGAAUAGUUAUCUUGAGAAGGUAUACGCAAAACCAACUUACUUUAUUGACAAGGCAGAGAGAGGAGGAGGGGGGGGGACACUAAACUUCGAAUGAAUGAAUGAAUGAUUGUUGUCUUUAAUAAAAAUCAGAUUUACACUGA